CCGCCCGACACUCGCGGGCGGGGCCACGGUGAAAACGAGGCUGGGCCGGGGGCUACGCGUGGAGACGCUUGACGGUCGCGGAACGGACCCGGAUGGCGGAGCGCCCCCUGCCGGCGCGUGGGGUGGCCCAGGAGAUGCGUUGCGUCCUGCACUGGUUCUCGGGCUGGGCGCCCCCCCAGCGCCAGCGCUUCCUGCGGGACCUGCUGGCCAAGGCUGUGCCCGGCAAGCUGCGCCCCCUGCUGGAGGAGCUGGAGGGGCUGAGCCUCUCCGGGGCACCCGCCCCGCCCCCCUCCCUCUUCCAGUGCCAGCUGCGCCUCUGGGACCAGUGGUUCCGGGGCUGGAACGAGCCGGAGCGCAACCACUUCCUGGCCCGGCUGGAGCAGGUCGACCCAGACUUCGCCGCCCACUUCUACUGCCAGCUGGCGGCCACCGCCGGGCAGGAAUAGGUGGCUGGGGGCUGCCCCCCGGUGCCGCACCAGGCUCCCCCUUCCCGGUCUGCGCUGGGGAGUGAAACCCCCCCCACAUCUGCUCACCAGGCUCCAUUCCGCGGAAGCAGUUUACGUAGGACCUACCGUAAGCUGGCAUGUUUACAGAGCACCUGCAAAACGUCACCAGCAGGGGGCUCUGUGACAACCCCUUCCCCAGUGUGGCUGGAUGAGCCUCGAUUUCAUUGAGGACUUCUGUUUAUGUGGGUCCUACAGUAAGUCGGCCUGUUGACGUAGGACGGAGAAGAAGUCGGCAGCUGUGGGAAAGGCGUCUCUCAGGAUGCACAUCGCUGUCCUCAGGUGACAAUAAGUGAGUCUGUUUCUGUAGGGCCUACACAUCAUUGUAUCAGCCAGCCACGUGCCCAGCGGGCGACCCGCUCUGUGCCAGCCUCCAGGCCAGUCACCACGGUGGCAUCUGUUGAUAUAGGCCCUACAAUGCUUUCCGCGCCCCACCCGCAGUGUGAGCUACACCAAUGGCAGUUUCUUCAUGGGGACUCGUUUACAUAGGACCUACAGGCCUGUCCUGAGUGCCUGGAGCAGCCAGCGGAGGCCCGGGGAGGAGGACCGGGGGGGCGGUCACCGAGUUGUUUAUAAACAGUGAAUGGGUCCAAAAGCA
Messenger RNA from Malaclemys terrapin pileata, 1101 nucleotides. RefSeq names its product chromosome 12 C14orf119 homolog (gene C12H14orf119). The transcript has 2 exons. NCBI's taxonomy places the organism in Eukaryota, Metazoa, Chordata, Testudines, Emydidae. The coding region runs from base 93 to 446 and encodes 117 amino acids. The record is from RefSeq and is a predicted model, not a curated record.